GUGAACGUCCUUAGAAGAGUAAGAGACUUGGAAAGCUAUAUUCUAGAGAAAUUUUCCCAGUUUCUGUUGCACAGAACAAUGCUCAAAUUUCAAGAAACUGCGAAGCAGGUCACUGUUGCCAGAUCUAAUUCUUCUUGCUCGGAUGCUCUGUUUGCAAGGAGAUACACCAUUCAGAGGAAACUUGGCAAUGGAAGCUUUGGAAGUGUUUAUCUGGUUUCUGACAAGAAAGCAAAACCAGAAGGAGAAUUCAAGGUUCUAAAGGAAAUCUCGGUUGGAAAUCUAAAGCCAAAUGAAACAGUUGGAGCAAAUCUAGAGGCACAACUGCUCUCCAAAUUAGACCAUCCAGCCAUUGUCAAAUUUUAUGCAAGUUUUGUGGAGCGAGAUAGUUUCUGCAUUAUCACUGAAUACUGUGAGGGUGGUGAUCUGGACUUUAAAAUACAAGAGUAUAAAGAAUCUGGGAAAAUAUUCACUCAGAAACAAAUAAUGGAAUGGUUUAUACAGCUGUUACUUGGAGUCAACUAUAUGCAUGAAAGGCGAAUACUUCACAGAGAUUUGAAAGCAAAGAAUAUAUUUUUGAAAAAUAAUUUUCUUAAAAUUGGGGACUUUGGAGUUUCCUGUCUCUUGAUGGGUUCAUGUGACCUUGCGACUACAUUUACUGGGACACCAUACUACAUGAGCCCAGAGGCGCUGAAGCACCAGGGAUAUAACACAAAAUCUGACAUUUGGUCUCUGGGAUGCAUUUUAUAUGAGAUGUGCUGUAUGAACCAUGCAUUUAGUGGCCACAAUUUUUUGUCUGUGGUAUUAAAAAUUGUAGAAGGUGACACACCUUCUCUUCCUGACAGAUAUCCAAGGAAACUGAAUGCUGUGCUGAAUAGCAUGCUAAGUAAGAAUCCUUCCAUGAGACCAGCAGCAGCAGAGAUUCUAAAAAUCCCUUAUAUUGAUGAACAACUGAAGAAUAUGCAAUACAAAGUCACACAUAUGGCUGUGGAAAAUGAAGCCCUUCACUGGCAGAAAGAAGCCGCUCACAUUGUUGAUGCUGUGCAGAGGAAAGUCCAUUUGCAAACGCUGCGGGAGCGCUCGGAAGUGCAGAGGAUGACGCCGCGGGAGCGAAUGCGGCUGAGGAAGUUAAACGCCGCGGACGAGAAAGCGAGGAAGCUCAAGCAAUUGGCAGAAGAAAAAUACCAAGAAAAUAUGAAAAGAAUGCAAGAGUUCAGGUCCCGUCAUUUUCAGCAGCUGAAUGUCAAUGUUCUACAC
Tinamus guttatus (white-throated tinamou) is the source of this 1254-nucleotide messenger RNA. NCBI's taxonomy places the organism in Eukaryota, Metazoa, Chordata, Aves, Tinamiformes, Tinamidae. The record is from RefSeq and is a predicted model, not a curated record.